CGCAAGGCAUUCUUUCAUUCUUCUUGCAUUCCUGACAUUAGCACUAAGCAUAAGUCGUUCUUACGGUUUUAAAUACGCUAUUAUUUUUAUAGUUUCGUAUAUAGCUAUUUUAAUAAAUACAUAUUGGCUUCAAGUAAUCAUGAGCCUCACCCCUGAUACGAGAACAAGGGACACUCAGACCAAGCAGAUUCAGGAGAACAUCACCAAUGUAGAGAAGCACUUUGGAGAUUUGUGCCAACACUUUGCUGCUUAUGUCCGUAAAACAGCACGACUGCGGGACAAAGCCGACCUGCUGGUCAAAGAAGUCAGUCUUUAUGCUGACACAGAGACACCCAACCUAAAAAGUGGAUUGAAGAAUUUCGCAGACCAGUUGGCCAAGAUUCAGGACUACCGUCAAGCAGAAGUGGAGAGGCUAGAGGUCAAAGUUAUAGAGCCUUUGAAAGCAUAUGGGAAUAUUGUCAAAACAAAAAGGGAGGACCUGAAGUUAACUCAGAGUGCAAGGAACAGAGAGGCAAAGCAGAUGCAGCAGUUAGAAAGGACGAGACAGAGAAACCCCUCUGACAGACAGAUUAUCUCACAGGCUGAGAGUGAACUCCAAAGAGCCACAAUGGACGCCACGCGCACGACUCGCCAGUUAGAGGAGACAAUAGAUGACUUUGAAAAGCAGAAAAUUCUUGACAUCAAGAAAAUCUUUGGUGAAUUUGUGACAGUGGAGAUGGCGUUCCAUACCAAGGCUUUGGAAAUUUACACAACAGCUUACCAGCACAUUCAGAAUGUUGAUGAGGAGGGAGACCUUGAAGUUUUCAGGAAUUCCUUGCACCCCACUGAUUACCAGUCGCGGUUAGAAAUAGUUAGUGCUCAUUCUAAUCUGUCCUUGAAUCGAACUGGUACAUCAAUGAGUAAAUCAGGAACGUUGCAGUCAAGAACGUCUAGGAGCCAGAGGAAAAGGGAUGAGGAAGAUGAGGAGGAGGAGGAUGAAGAAGAUGAUGAUGAUUUGGAGGAAGUGACAGAUGAUGAGCAUUAAGAUGCAUUUUCAUUGCCAGUCCAUCAAAUAUGUCUGAUCCACAGUAUUUUUAAACGGUGACAUUCCUGAACUAUUCGGUAUUUUAAAUAAAUGGAAGACAUAUUAAAAUAUUUCCACCAUUAGUAUCAUCUACAAUUUAAUUAUUUAUACCGGAGAUCAUCUUUAAAGAGCUUACAUGUAUUACUUGAAAUGUUGUUUUAAAAAGUUUUGCAUAUGCCACACAUAUUUUGUGUACAAAGUGCCAAUUAUUGUCAGUGAUCAAUAUGGUAAUUUAGUUGAAACAUGCUUUGUAAUGUCAUUGUAAAGCCGGUUCUUGCAUAAUGAGUGAUUUCAAUUAUCUCAAAUCCAUUGUCUGCAUUUGAACAUUGUGUGUGGAUCCGUUUAUCAGUUUCAAAAGGCAAAAUGGGUAUGUUGUAUUCAAAAACAUUAGUGAGUCCCUGGAACUUGUCCCACCCGUUGCUCUGUAUCUUUGUAUCUCAUAGCUUUUUAUGUCAGUUGUGAAUGAGUCAGAAACAGUAACCAGUAAUGCUAGUAUUAUUAUGACGAGCUCUGACAGGAGUUUUAAAAGAAAGAAAAAAAUUAACAACAACAUUGAAAUCUGACACAAAUGUAGUUAGUGUACUGUUUAGAUGUUAAAUAAAAUGCACAGUUUAUCUGUGAAAAAGAUUUCUAGCAUCAUGACUGCACUGUAUAUGAUUAGAAAAUUGUCUGAGAGUUUUCCAUCCGUCAAUUCAGAGUGAGCAAAGAUCAGUUGAAAUUCAUGCAGUGCAGAUGUUCUGGCUAGAUUUCCUUUUUUUAGUUUAUAUGCUAAAAUAUGGAGUGCCAUGUUGUGGUUAUCUAAAUGCAAUCAUUGAGAAUGUAGGCCUAAAUUGUGUGCAUUAAAUAUCAAACCUUUAAGAAAAAAAGCUGAGUAAUUCAGUAUACAGUUUAUAUAAGUUUGUUUAAAGGUGCACUCAGUAAUUUUAUUACCCAUUAAUAAUGUUUUAAUCCUAAAGAAUUUAAUCGUAAUUUUGAAACAUGUAUAAAGUCAUGACCACUCACAUCAGAUGAGGAACCUUAUAAAAGCUGUUUUACUCCACACGGGAGGGGCAACCUCAUGGGGGCUGCCAUGUUAGAAUCACAUGAUCAGCUGAAUACUACUCACUUAAUCUCAGUAACAGUCUUGUUAUUGGACACUUUCACUGUUGGAUUAAAUGAAUCAUGGCUGAUUGUGAAUAGUGAAUUUCUACAAUGGCAUCUGUAACUGAAAACUUUUGAUUUUGAAUGAUGCUGCAUCCACACCACUAGGUGUCACUGUGAGUCCAAGAUAACGUGUGCAAAAAGUUACUGAGUGCACCUUUAAAUCAUAUUACGUUUCAAUCAGCAAAUCACAAGAGAGCGUCAAUUUUCAUCUGCCAGUCACAACUGCAUCAAAUUUCAAUCAUCCAAUCACAAGAGACCAUCAUAAGCAAGCAUUUUCAAAAACAAACACUGGCUGUCAUGCUGUGCCUUUGGUUUGCAAAAUUAUUGGUCAUGGAUUCUUUUGUCUCCAUGAGAUGAGUACGUGGAAUAUUUGUGACAGUCAAACAAACCGACCAUUCAUUCAGUGGCCUUGGGGACAACAAUAUUUGAGGAAAGGAUUCCCUUCUCACCCAUCUGACUCAUUCUUUACAGGGGCCAUAAUGGGAACCAGUGUGUGUGUUUGUGUGUGCUGUAGAGUUUGACAGUGCUGAAUAUUAACACGAUGGUUGCCUUGCAGCAGUUAUAAAAAAAGAGCGAGAGAGAGAGAGAGGCAGCAUAACUACAGUGUGAGUCACAGUGAGUCACGAAGAGAGAGAGAGAGAGAGAGAGAGAGGUGCUGCAGGCUCUAGUAUACAUUCCCCAAUACAUGCAAUCUCUCAAUCCAUCAAGCAAACACAGAGGUUUGGUAGUCCACCUAGGAGAACCCUCAGUGACCUCUACAGAGGUGUCAAUGCAUCUGAAUUACAGAAAGUGUCUAAAAGACACUUCAGAUUUAUGUAAUUUAUUGGAUAACAGUGUUAUGCAAAAUUACUAAUAAAUAGUCAGAUUAAAUAGAUGCUUUUUGCAUCAAAUAAUUUAAACGAAUGCAAAAUGUGGCUUUUUUCAUUAUUUUGAGUCACCAAGACACAUUUUGAGUUCUCUUCACUGUAGUAGUAUUUCUAAUGAUUAUUAUGAUUCAAUCCCAAACUGUUAUGAAGAUAUACUCAUUUAAAUGUUGGCUAAUAUAAUGAUUUAAUUGCUUUCCCUUUUAAUUCAGUUCAUAAAACUCAAAAUGACUGAGCAGGUCACAAAUGGUUAAACAUAUACUAUGUUCUAAGUAGAAGUACCUGCACUCCAGGUUUGUUCUCUCUCACCCAGUGCUUGUUUUUAUUAAUGGUUUCGACAUCUCCCUUCAAAAGCAUACUGCUGCCACAUAUAAUAUUGCACAAGGGCUUAUCUGAGUCUAUGAUGAUAUAAUCUGUCAGAGAUGCCUUGGGGUCAUCAGCUUACAGCUGGCGGAAAGAAAAACAGAGGCAUGUGUCUGUGCUGGUCACGAGCCAAUCAGCUUCAAUGAGGAUAUGCAAAUCUGCAUGGUCGUGUGAGCCUGUGUUUGUAAAUGUAUAGAUUUGGGUUAAAUUAUUGGUUUUGAAAUAUAUACACAGGUGUGAAUCAGCAGGCAAAGCUUCCCUGUGGCAGUGUGUUAUUGGAGGAAGAUGUCAUAUAGAUCUAGAAGGGAGUGGCUUUGCCCCCUGAACAGAAAAUGAGUCAAGAUACGAGGCAAAAAUGUUGAUUAAAACUGAUCCUUGAAGCUGUAAAGUAAGGCUGGAUCACUUAUAUUUGGCACAAACCUACACUGCUUUAGGAGGUAUCAAAAAAUAUGUUGUCAGCAGUUAACAAAUGAGUUUCAUUCUGUCACAAGUAGCACUUGUCGACACUUUGUCUGAAGGUUUGUAAACUCAAAAUCAGUGGCAGAUCUGCAAGAAAAUCUAUUGUGUAUCUUUGGUUUUGGAGUUCAGGAUGUUCUCACAAGGUCUUAGGUGAGGAAGCCAGACCCUCAGGGGCCUUACAAGUCCAAAAGUUCCCUAUCAUUGAACUUAACCUAACAAGACAUGAAUCUUUUUCAUUUGAAUUACAUGACAAGCAAAGAACAUGUCAUUUGGCUGUAUGAUUAAGCUAUAGCCUGCGAAAUAAGAGGAAUUCAUUACCCACAGAAUGGAGCCAGUGGUUUUACUAAUGUCUGGGAACAGUGCACUAAUUGGGGAAAAUUCCCUUUUUAUACAGCAAAGAGGAAUGUGUCCCAACUCUUUAUGGCCACACAUGUUGUCAGCCAAGUACAAUUUCUCUGUUUCCAUCAGACCUGCCAAAUUUGUGUGGACUUGGGUGCUGGAUCCAAAGAAACAGAAAGCAUUUCCACUGCACUGAGUUCACAGUCUGUUGACUAACAGGUGAGAAUUGAAGAAAAAUGUCUUAUAUCAUACUGAAAGUUCCAUGUUUACAUUCUCACUCUGCUUUAAGGGACUAUAGUUCACUCAAAAUGAAAAUUCUCUCAUCAUUUACUCAUGUUCUUCCAAACACGUGUGAAGAAACGCAUCAUUACACAUUUUUCCAAACAAUGAAAUUAAUGGUAACUACUAACAUUCUGUCCAACAUCUCCUUAUGUGUUCUAGGGGAAAAAAGAAAGUCAUACAGGGUUUGGAGCAACAUGAGGGUAAAUUAUGGCAGAUAUUUAUUAUUUUUCGGGUGUAAUAAUCUUCAUCAUACUGUGUAUGUCAGAUCCUACCAUGGAAUAAAACCAAAAGGUAAUUGACUAUAUCAAUUGUGACUAUUGCAAUCGAUUUCUUGCAAGUGAUAAAAACUUACAAUUUCAUGAUAUAAAGUAAAACAUGAGAUAAACUUGCAUUUGAAAGAUAUAAAGUCUAAAUUGCAAGAUAUAAAGCAAUUGUGAGAAAUAAAUGAGCAAUUGCAUAAAAUAGAGAAAUAAUCGCGAGAAAUAAAGUCAAAAUUGGGAAAUAUUAAGCAGUUUAUUAAAGUUAAUGUCCAAACGCUGAAACUAUUGAGGAAUAUUAAAUUAUGUGUUUGACAAUCGCUGUUUUAUGAAACAGAAAUGUAUGAGAUUUGUGUUAAACUGUCUAUAGGUCAUGGUUUAUUUUCAAUUAUUAUUAUGUUUAUUACAAUUGUAUUUAUGAUCUAAUUUGUAUUGGUAUUUUUCCACCUGUUGUCAUGGAGUGAUUUUUAAGUCACUGCAAAAAGGCAGUAGGAGAGGAACAAAUGUUUAGAUUUGGUAUGAU
This is a messenger RNA of Xyrauchen texanus (razorback sucker), 5292 nucleotides long. It is a transcript of the gene cibar1, whose product is annotated as CBY1 interacting BAR domain containing 1. The coding region runs from base 140 to 1024 and encodes 294 amino acids. The record is from RefSeq and is a predicted model, not a curated record. Gene Ontology annotation, biological process: cilium assembly. Gene Ontology annotation, cellular component: ciliary basal body; ciliary transition zone. The transcript has 9 exons. Lineage: Eukaryota; Metazoa; Chordata; Actinopteri; Cypriniformes; Catostomidae.